AUGGCAGAUACAAACAAUUUCCAUGAGCAAGAUGUUUUAACGUCUUCAGAUGAAUUUAAUCAAAUAAUUUUUGGUGGUGGUAUCGGUAUACCAGAUCCACCAAUAAAUUCAACGAAAAGAAUAAUUU
Molecule: messenger RNA, 127 nt
Organism: Funneliformis mosseae
Lineage: Eukaryota; Fungi; Glomeromycota; Glomeromycetes; Glomerales; Glomeraceae
Source: the annotation of a GenBank genome assembly